This is a messenger RNA of Ailuropoda melanoleuca (giant panda), 2853 nucleotides long. Its product is annotated as myotubularin-related protein 9-like. NCBI's taxonomy places the organism in Eukaryota, Metazoa, Chordata, Mammalia, Carnivora, Ursidae. Gene Ontology annotation, cellular component: cytoplasm. The transcript is spliced from 10 exons. Gene Ontology annotation, molecular function: protein phosphatase binding. The coding region runs from base 1037 to 2575 and encodes 512 amino acids. Gene Ontology annotation, biological process: negative regulation of autophagy; phosphatidylinositol dephosphorylation. The record is from RefSeq and is a predicted model, not a curated record.
GGAUCAUGCCCUGGGCCGAAGGCAGAGGCUUAAGGACUGAGCCACCCAGGCGCCCCAAGUGUGUGUGUGUUUUAAAAGUUUUUGCACACGUGUGUGCACACACACAAGCCUGGAACCGAGUGUACCAAAAGGCCCUUUGAAGGCAGGAGUCUAUCUUAUUCUUCUUAGUAACCAGCACUUAACACAGUGUAGGCAUUAGUGUUUAAGAAAUGAAAGAAUUAAAACAAUAAAAAGAAAUGAAAGAAUAAUUGGAUGGAUGGGUCCUCCAUCCUUUCACCUUUUAUAAUUUGCCAGCUUAGGUGUGUCUCUUGCCAGACCGGAAAAUCCUAAUGAACGGAGCCUUCCUCAGCCAUCCUUGGGUCCCCUCACCAAAUACAGGGCCCAGCUCAGUGUAUGGGUUGAAGGAUGGAGUGAUAGGAGAUGGGGCUUCUGAGGGCAGAACUAAACCAGAAGUGGCCCCCAUAGAGGGCGCCCUCAGGCAGGGACUUCCAGCUGUGGUGGGGGAGGGGCGCCAGCGCCACAGCUGCUUGCAUUUAAGGUGGACUCAGGGAUUUCCCCCACCCAGCCUCAGGUGUAGGGGGAGGAAGCAGACAGUUCCCAGUUUCACACCCACCCUUUCCACCCCUUCCACCAGGGUACAAAAGAAGAGGUGGUGAUUUUUCUUUUUUAAGUCAGUGAGAGUACCAGAGCCUAGGUUAAAAAAAAAACACAAAAAUGUUGAGUGCCACCCGAGACCAAGGCACGAGGUAAAGGGCUUUAAGCAAGAUUAUUCUCCCCAUUUCACAGAUGGAUGAAAUUGAGGUUUCCUUAACAGGUUCUGGCCGGGGUCCUCGCUCAGAGGUGCUGGCAGUAGGAGGGGGAAAUUCCUGUGAAACUAACUGUUCGAUCCCUUCUUCCAAGGGGCCUCCUUAACAGCUGUCCUGCCGGCGUCGCCAGCUGCCCAGCCAGUUCCUGUCCCUUUCGGAGCCCGCGCUGGCCCCGCCUGACGCUCCUGGAGUCUGUCCUUCUGCUGGGCCCCAGGCCCACCUCAAGCGCAAUGGAGUUCUCGGAGCUGAUCCGUACCGGCCGGGCCCAAGCCAAGCUCUUGCGGGGUCCGGAGGUGCCCCCACUGCAUGGCACGCUAUGCGUCACCGGUCACCACCUGCUGCUGUCGCCAGGGCCCCAGGCGACUUCAGACUUGUGGCUGCUUCUGUUGCGUAGUGUAGACUCCAUCGAGAAGCGGGUCUCAGGUGACUCCGGCACCAUCACAUUGCGCUGUAAGGACCUGAGAGUGUUGCAGCUGGACAUAGAGGGCGUAGAAGCCACGCUGGACAUCGCCCGUUCCAUCGAGGCGCUGUCAUCCUUGGAAUCGGUCAUCACUUCCUUUCCGUUCUUCUACCGUCCCAAGGGCUUGAGAUUGGGCGACGCCUGGCACUUCCACCCACCGGAACGCUACUACAAGCGAGUGGAUCGCGAGACCAACGCGUGGCGGCUGAGCGAGGUGAACGAGGACUUCAGCUUGUGCCCGAGUUACCCCCGCGCCGUGAUCGUGCCUCGCGCUGUAGACGACGAUGCCCUGGAGCGUUGCGCCCGCUUCCGCCAGGGAGGCCGCUUCCCUGUGCUCAGCUACCACCACGCUCCCAGCGGAACCGUACUGCUGCGUUCCAGCCAGCCCCUGACCGGUCCCCAGAAAAGGCGCUGCGCUGAGGACGAGGAGCUGCUGCGGGCUGUGCUGGCAGGGGCUCGCCCUGGGGCCCGGGGCUUCAUCUUGGACACGCGCUCGGCUCAGGCCGCCAAACAGGCCCGCAUGACUGGCGGCGGCACCGAGGCCAGAGCCGCCUACCCUGGCUGGAAACGGCUGCACCGGCCCCUGGAGAGGGGAUGGCCCUUACAGGAGAGUUUCGUGCGCCUGGUGGAGGCCUGUGGGUACCUGGAGCAGAGCAUGGACUGCUGGCGCAGUCGACUAGAGGCCUGCCACUGGCUGGGACAUGUGAAGGAGGCACUGAGCACCGCCUGCCUAGCAGCCCAGGCCAUGGAGAGGGAAGGGGCCUGCGUCCUGGUGCAUGGGGCUGAAGGCACAGACAGCACCCUGCUGGUGACUUCACUGGCCCAGCUCAUCCUGGACCCCUCGAGCCGGACCAUGGCUGGCUUCCAGGAACUGGUGGAGCGGGAGUGGAUCCAGGCUGGCCACCCCUUCCAGCUGCGCUGUGCCCACUCGGCCUUCUCCCAUGCCCGCCCCAAGCACGAGGCACCCACCUUUCUCCUCUUCCUGGACUGCGUGUGGCAGCUGGGCCGUCAGUUCCCGCUGUUGCUGGAGUUUGGGGAGGGGCUGCUGCUGGCCCUGUUUGAGCACGCCUAUGCCUCCCCUUUUGGCACCUUCCUCUGCAGCAGCGAAAAGGAGAGAUGCCUGUGUGAAGUGAGGACUCGAACCCACUCCUUGUGGUCUGGGCUCAACCAGCCAAAAGAGCAAAGGAAACUCCGGAACCCGCUCUACGUCCCCAGUCCCUUGGCCAUCUGGCCCUCUGUGGAGCCCCAGAGCCUGCGACUGUGGCAAGGCUUGUUUCUGCGCUGGACCCGCCCCAACCUUCAGAGGUAGCCUGGGACAAGGUGUGGCAAAUAGUGACAGAUAAGGAGAAGACAGAGGGCUGUGAGCCAACAGUUUCAGCCUCUGAGCCCCAACUUUAAGUGCUGGCUCCUUGGAUAGUGGCUGAGAUGUUCCGGAGACUCCUCCAGGUCCCUCAGCACCUUUGGACCUUGGAAGAGGGUGCCUGCAGCCCAUCCUAGUCCAAAACAUACUGAAGCUCCAGGUUUGAAGUGUCUGUAGUGUAGGGAGAAGGUCUAAAUAAUAAAGAUCUCCAUGACUGGUUAUCAGCU